Molecule: messenger RNA, 2028 nt
Organism: Spinacia oleracea (spinach)
Lineage: Eukaryota; Viridiplantae; Streptophyta; Magnoliopsida; Caryophyllales; Amaranthaceae
Exons: 16
Coding region: 91-1473 (460 amino acids)
Molecular function (GO): nucleic acid binding; zinc ion binding
Source: RefSeq, a predicted model, not a curated record
GGGCAUGAAAUAGAAGUAAAUAGCAAUUGAUGUGAGAUUGGGCGUCAAGUAUUGAUGGAAAUUUGAAGUUAGAAGGGAUUGAAGAGAAAGAUGUCGACGAGGAGCAAUUUGUACAAGAACCCGUCCUUUGCUUACAAAAAAGCUUACAGCCUCUCUUCCGUUCUCCAAAAUCUUCAAACUUAUAAUGCCGUCACCGGAAAUGCUCCAACAACGAACGAAUCGACGGCCGCCGGUGAGAAUCGGAAGCCCCGCCCAAAUCGACGCCGUGAGAAGCGUCGUGAGAAGAGACCCCCGUCCACCAAGCCCCGGCAAAACGAAGUGGAUGAUGAUGAUGGUCCUAUGUCUCAUCAGGAUUACAUCCAUUUAAUAAGGCAAGGAGCUUGUUCAACAUCUCAGAGCUACCAGAAGUUAGCCCCCGAUGUUCUGAAGGAGCAAAGUUCCUCUACUUGCGGUGCACAGUUGGUGGAUUACGGGAGUGAUAGUGACGAUAGCCCUUCAACGUCGAAAGAAUUAUCAAGACAGCCAAUUUUAGAUCAAGCGGAGCAAGUUCAUCAUACAAAAAGUAGAAGUGAGCAGCGAUUUCCUUUACCCGGAGAACCUGUCUGUGUUAUCUGUGGUAGAUAUGGGGAGUACAUAUGUAAUGAGACUGAUGAUGAUAUUUGUAGCAUGGAUUGCAAAGCUGUGCUGUUAAAUAAAAAUUAUGACAGCCCUCCUGAGGGUGUUGGUAACAGUCGUACACAUUUGUCUGCAUAUGAACCCCAAGGGUCAUUAGUACGAGCUGGAGUAGAAGAAGAUUCUUGGGACUUUGAUCGUAAUCGAUGGUCUAGAAAGAGAUCUUGCUUGUCGUCGUAUGAAUGCUGGAAGUGCAAUAAACCUGGUCAUCUUGCUGAAGAUUGUUUAGUAACCAACCCUUGCCUUCAGCCUCUUAGUUUGACUCGAGCCUGUAGUCAGGACGCGAUUAAGCCAAAGAAAUCCACGUUCAUGUCUGCAAAACUUCGUGAAUUGUUUAAAAGAUGCCAUCAGAUAAACAAGACCAAGGUGAAUGCUAAGUGCAAUACAUGCUGCAAUUCUAUCUCCUUGGCGACUUGCCUCGAUUGCAGUACCAUAAUAUGUGACAGUGCAGGCCAUCUUUCUGGGCAUAUAUCAGCUCACCCCGCACAUCAUCAUAUAUACUCUCAUAAACUUGAGCGCUUGGUCAAAUGCUGUAAGUCAACAUGUGAAGUGACUGAUAUCAGGGAUCUUUUAACUUGCCACUACUGUUUUGACAAGGCAUUCAACAAGUUUUAUGAUAUGUAUACUGCGACAUGGAAAAGAGGUGGGCUUGCAAUGAUCUGGGGAUCCAUAUGUUGUGAGGAUCAUUUUGAAUGGCAUAGGAUGAAUUGCUUGAAUGCAGAUGCGGAAGAUGGUGCAUACAUUUUCCGGCGAGGUGCUGGGAGAGGAAAGAGUGGCCAACUCAGCGACUUCAUAUUCUAAUAGGGUCAAUCUCUACCAACCUCUUUAGUCUCGUGCAAUCACUUUGCCAGAUACAGCGGUCAGUGGACAAGCCGAUUUCACGUCAUAGUUGACUUCUUGGUUUCUCUGAUUUCAACCAUGAAUCACUGGAUAAAGAGUGACGACUUCCAUUGAUGAUCCUGGGGUAUCAAACAUAAAGAUAAGGUCACUGAGUUGCCUCUCAGUUUGUGCAGUACCAUUCCUUAUCUAUUGCAUACAUUGUAGGAUUGUAGCCGACAAACAGUUUACAGUGAAAAUAUUUUUCUACACUUGCUGGUGUUUUCUUGGUGUUUCCGGAGUUCAUCUCUGAACGAUGUCUCACCUUUUAACCGUGUUUCUGGUUUUACUGUUAAUGUUAUACUGCCUUUUCUUCUGCAGUAGUUAAGCAAUCAAUUGAAGCUCAAUGUACGAUACGACUAUAUGGUAAUGGAGUACUAAUGAAAGUGGUUAGUUAUUGUUGUGAGGCAAUUUUAAUUGUUUACGUAAUACAGAAUAUUAAUGAAAUGUAAUACUCCCUCCGUCUCUUUUUGUUUUUUA